This is a messenger RNA of Gossypium arboreum, 2041 nucleotides long. Its product is annotated as probable protein phosphatase 2C 23. Gene Ontology annotation, molecular function: protein serine/threonine phosphatase activity. Bases 195 to 1895 code for a protein of 566 amino acids. Gene Ontology annotation, biological process: protein dephosphorylation. NCBI's taxonomy places the organism in Eukaryota, Viridiplantae, Streptophyta, Magnoliopsida, Malvales, Malvaceae. The record is from RefSeq and is a predicted model, not a curated record. The transcript has 4 exons.
AAUUUUACUUUUAAACACACAUUCAGACCAUACUUCUGUUUCUUUCAUCCUUUCAAAUACAGCCUGAAUCUUAAAAAGUCAACUCCCUCUUCUUUUUUUUUUUUUUGAAUUACAGUCUCGUAUUCUCUUCUCUUCUAUUCUUACAGCCUUAGAAGAGGGAAAAGAAAAACAAUCACCUAGAGGAAUAUUAAGCCAUGGGAAACAGUGUUAGAAAGUUAAGCCAUUGCUGUUCUUGCAAUGGCGGAAGCCUUGAAAUGAUGAUGACGUCUCACGUUAUGCCUCACCCCUCUGAAGAGUUCGUUGGGCAUUCUUUUUGUUACGUUCGACCCGAUCCGACUCCUCUCUCCUCCUCCGAGAACCAAUCAUCUUCUUCUUCUUAUUCCUCCACCACAACAACUACGACGACUUUUCAUUCCAUAUCCGGAGCUUCGGUUAGCGCCAACUUGACAACGGUUCCAUUGGCGGCGGCGUCUUCCACGUUACCUGAUAAUCGUUCCUCCACGUUCAAAAGUUCUGAGUUAGUUGCUGGCCUUACCUUACAACCAGUGCCACGUGGCAACCCCCAUUGUUGGUCGGGACCAAUGGAUCCUGGGUUCUUGUCGGGUCCGAUUAUUAACUUCAACAAAACCUUGUCUAAUGGUGGUUUUAAGUCAAAGAAGAAAGGUUGGCUUUUUACCAAGAGUUUCAAGAGAACAAUAUCAGAUAAAAUGCUUAAAUUUUUUGUAUCAGAUAAAGAAUGUUCAUCAGCUUUAGAAACCAAAACUAAUAAUAAUGAUCCUAGCAGUAGGGGGACUUGGAGUGUUGCUGAUGAUGAUGAUGGUGAUGGUUAUCGGUUUUCAAUGAAAAGUCAGAAUUUGCAAUGGGCGCAAGGGAAAGCAGGUGAGGAUCGAACCCAUCUCGUAGUUUCAGGAGAAGAAGGGUGGAUCUUUGUGGGGAUUUAUGAUGGUUUCAGUGGACCGGAUGCACCUGAUCAUUUGCUUAAUAAUCUUUUUGAUGCUGUGUUGGAAGAGCUUAAAGGGCUGUUAUGGAACGAUGAUAAGGCCGAAUCAGAUGAAGAUAUGGGAUUGGGCUCUUUUGAAGAUAAACAAAUUUGUGGGAAAAGCAGUGAAAGAUUUGAGCAUUCUAUGAAUUCACCGAUGGAAACUUUUCAACAUUCUGGUGUCUUGAAAGCACUUUCAGAGGGUCUAAAUAAAACUGAAGAGACUUAUUUAAAGAUGGCCAAUUUAAAACCCGAGUUACAUGCAAUGGGUUCUUGUGUUUUGGUAAUGUUAAUGAAUGGGGAAGAUGUUUAUUUGAUGAACGUGGGGGAUAGCAGAGCCAUUCUAGCACUGAAAACAGGGUCCUCUAAUUUGAUUCCUCUUCAGCUUACAAUGGAUCAUAAUGUUGAUGUUGAAGAGGAAGUUGAGAGAAUCAGGCAAGAACAUCCAGAUGAUGAUGAAGCAGUUGUUAAGGAGAGAGUGAAAGGAUAUUUGAAGGUUACUCGAGCUUUUGGGGCUGGCUUUCUCAAACAGCCUAGAUGGAACGAUGCACUGUAUGAUAUUUUCAGAAUCAAUUAUGUUGGAACAUCCCCAUACAUCUCUUCUUCUCCUUCACUUUAUCAUUAUAAACUAAGUCCUGAUGACAAGUUUUUGGUACUCUCAUCUGAUGGACUCUAUCAGUACUUCACCAAUCAACAAGUUGUCUCCGAGAUCGAAUGGUUCAUUGCUUCAUUUCCCGACGGAGAUCCGGCGCAACAUCUCGUUGAACAAGUACUAAUUCGAGCAGCUGAGAAAGCUGGUCUUGAGUUCCAUGAAUUGGUUGAGAUCCCAUCAGGGGAACGACGAAUGUACCAUGACGAUGUUUCGGUAAUCAUAAUUUCUUUAGAAGGAAGGAUAUGGCGAUCAUUCAGUAAAUAGAUCAUAAUAAUUAUUUCAAUCAAUUUUCCUCCUUUUGUUAAAGUUAGGUGCAGGUGUUUUCAUGUAGGAGUUCAUUAGUCGGACUAGUAAAAAUCUUUGGAAAAAAAGAAAUCAUCCAUCAAUUGAUUAAAAAAAAAAGAAAGAAA